CUUUGGUCGGAUAUGCUCUGGUACAGGAAGCGACUGAACAGCGGCCCAUUUUACUGUAAAACCCUGAAUUGGGAGUAUUUAUGUAGCAGGAUGGGUGUUGACUGUUUUUAAAUUUUAGUUUCUUGACUCAUCACAGCCAAUCCAUUUGCGAACAGCGGAUUUAUUGACGGAUUUCGCCCCGAAGGCUCGCGCUAUGGCAGCCGCAGCCCAGCUGUUCGAGGAGCCAUUUGAUGCUGAUGAGUACAUCGAGAGGCUGGCCUGGAGGACACCAGGCGGGGGCUCAAAGGGAGGGGCAGAGGCCUUCGAUCCUAAACGGCUGCUGGAUGAGUUCCAGAACCACAUCGAGGAGUUGAAGCAGCUGGAUGAACGCAUCCAGAGGAGGGUGGAGAAGCUGGAGCAGUCAUGCCACCGGGAAGCCAAAGAGUUCGCUCACAAAGUCCAGGACCUACAGAGGAGCAACCAGGUGGCGUUCCAGCACUUCCAGGAGCUGGAUGAGCACAUCAGCUACGUGGCCACUAAAGUGUGUCACCUAGGAGACCAGCUGGAGGGCGUCAACACCCCGCGGCAGAGGGCGGUGGAGGCCCAGAGGCUCAUGACGUACUUCAACGAGUUCCUGGACGGGGACCUGCGCAGUGACGUCUUCAACAACCCUGACAAGAUCAAGGAGGCUGCAGACAUCAUCCAGAAGCUGCAUCUAAUAGCACAAGAGUUGCCUUUCGACAGGUUUGCAGAUGUAAAGGCCAAAAUUGCAAGUAAGUACCAUGAUCUGGAGCGACAGCUAAUAAUGGAGUUCACCCAGGCCCAGCGCAACGGGGAGAUAGGACGCAUGCACGAGGUCGCCGCUGUCCUCCUUCACUUCAAGGGUUAUGCACAUUGCGUAGACGUUUACAUCAAGCAGUGUCAAGACGGCGCUUACCUGUCCAAUGAUGUGUUUGAGGACACAGCACGUCUGUGUCAGCGCGUCAACAAGCAAGUUGGGGAAGUGUUCAGCAGCCCAGAGACGGUCAUGGCCAAACUCAUUCAGAGCAUUUUCGAUAACCAAUUACAGGCACAUGUAAAGGAGAAGCUGGAUGAGGCCCGGCACUCUGACGUUGAGCAGUACCUCAAGAACCUCUAUGACCUUUAUUCCAGGACAGCACAGCUGACAAACAAACUGGCCGAGUUCAAUUUGGGUUCCGACAAGCACACGUUCCUGGCGCGGCUAACCAAGAACAUAUUCUCUGGCUACCUGGAGAACUACAUUGACAUGGAGCGCCAGUACCUGCAGAGCCGCAGUGCCAUGAUCCUGCAACGCUACUACGAGUCUAAGAACCACCAGAAGAGGCCGCUGGGGACAGGUAGUAUGCUGGAGCUGAAGGAGAAGAUUCGUCAGCGCACCAACCUCACCCUGGGUGCCAGCAUCGAUAUGCAUGGCGAGACGCUGCUGUCUCAGGAAGUGGUCGUCAACCUCCUGCAGGAGACGCGUCGUGCCUUUGAAAGGUGCAACAAGCUGUCCGAUCCGGCAGACCUUCCUAAGAACGCCUUCUCAAUAUUUCUCCUCCUGGUGGAAUAUCUGUGUGUAGAACACAUCGACUAUGCCCUGGAAAUCGGUCAUAUAGGGAUUCCUACUGGUGAUGCCAAAAAUGCCAACCUGUACUUUCUGGAUGUGGUUCAGCAAGCCAACACCAUCUUCCACCUGUUUGACAAGCAGUUCAACGAUCAUCUCAUGCCCCUUAUCAGCUCAUCGCCUAAGCUUACAGAGUGUCUACACAAGAAGAAGGAGGUCAUUGAACAGAUGGAAGUCAAACUGGACAGUGGCAUCGAUAAGACACUAAACUGCAUGAUGAACCAGAUGAAACAGAUCCUGGCAACAGAACAGAAGAAAACAGACUUCAAGCCGGAGGAUGAGAACAACGUCAUGAUCCAGUACACCACUGCGUGCUCGAAGGUGUGCACGUACGUGACGGGGCAGGUGGAGCGUGUGCGGCGGUCGAUGGACGGCAAGAACGUGGACACGGUGCUGGCGGAGCUGGGCGUGCGCUUCCACCGGCUGAUCCACGAGCACCUGCAGGGCUACCAGUACAGCUCCAUGGGCGGCAUGCUGGCCAUCUGCGACGUCGCCGAGUACCGACGCUGCGCUAAGGACUUCAGGGUGCCGCUGGUGCUGCAGCUGUUCGACACUCUCCACGCCCUCUGCAACCUCCUGGUGGUUGCCCCCGACAACCUGAAGCAGGUGUGCUCAGGUGAGCAGCUGACCAACCUGGACCGCACCCUCCUGCACGCCUUCGUCCAGCUCAGGGGAGACUACCGCGGUUCACGCCUCGCUCGCCAUUUCACUUAACUACACUACGCACACACACACACCCAACUGCCGCUUUUAAACCUGGUGCUGUUUUAGUCCCCCGCUUUAACGAAACACAAUGACUUUAAUCCCCAUUACAAACACUAAUGGAUAAUAAAUCAUAAUAAAUUAAUAUUCAUUAGAGAGGUGGGCUUAUGUCUUCAUGUUUUUUUUCCUUUGUUUGAUUUUGUUUUGUUUGUUUGGUUUUUAAACAUUGGUCACGCUGUUGAAAAUGUGUUGCUUUAUUUUGUGCCAAAACACUCCACUGAAUGAUGCAACUGUUGUGAGACGAGUAAAUGGCUUGGCGUGGUGAUCAUUCAUCUCGAUCUACAAGCAGUAGUCGAGACGCAAAGCCUCUGCCCCUUCCUAUUCAUGUUAAGGAUCCAUCUGGUCUCCUGUCUUGUAUAUUAUAAAUAAUGUAAUGACAUAAGACCAAUGGUUUUUAAUGUUACACACCAGACAGACUGAUUUAGUUGAAAAACUCUGGCAUCCAUCCCUAUGAGCAACAUGCGGUCAAAUUAUUUUCAAACUUUCAAACAUCACUGUUUCCCUGUUUCUCCUUGUGUUGCUACACAUUGUUUUUUUUUUAUUGAAACGUGUUAAUUAUGUCCUUUUUGAAUUGUACAGACUCGUUGCAAUGAAAUGAUGAGUAUCCCACUGAAGUUGUCAGUUUGGUGUCAUGAUCAGAUGAGGAGGUAGAGCCUCAUGAUUAAUAUGCUGAUUGAAUAUCAUUUGUAUAUGACUGAACACCACAUAACCUAUAACAUGACAAUGAAUGAAAUAAAACAUGAAUCUCAACAAGUCAA
Messenger RNA from Engraulis encrasicolus (European anchovy), 3126 nucleotides. It is a transcript of the gene exoc5, whose product is annotated as exocyst complex component 5. Gene Ontology annotation, cellular component: cytoplasm; exocyst. Gene Ontology annotation, biological process: exocytosis; Golgi to plasma membrane transport. The record is from RefSeq and is a predicted model, not a curated record. Bases 194 to 2320 code for a protein of 708 amino acids. The transcript is spliced from 18 exons. Lineage: Eukaryota; Metazoa; Chordata; Actinopteri; Clupeiformes; Engraulidae.